Messenger RNA from Cuscuta europaea, 16608 nucleotides. The record is from the annotation of a GenBank genome assembly. NCBI's taxonomy places the organism in Eukaryota, Viridiplantae, Streptophyta, Magnoliopsida, Solanales, Convolvulaceae.
UUUAAAUAUGAUUAUUAAGAACCGAAUACUUGUCGAAUCAUUCGAGCACGAGCCUAUUAACGAGAAUCACCUACAAUUUUAAAUUCGAGCACGAGCCUAUUUAUCGAGCUUAUCGAGCGCUCGGUUCGAACAUCGAACGCCUAUCAAGCCGAACACGAGCCUCAUUUGUAAAGCUCGCCGAGCUUCGAGCUCGAACCCGAACACCACUAAUUCCUUAUUGAGCCGAACUCGAGCUUUGAGUGUUCGGGCUCGGCUCUUUGACAUCUGUUAUGAGGCAGGUGGUCUCCUUCGAGCCCUAACCUCAGCUAACUGCCUCCCAUCGUUUCUGUCUUCUCGCGCCAACUAGGUAUGUUUCCAUCGUUUCCGUCUUUUCCUUCAUCUUCUCCAUCUUCGUGUAAGUUAAUUUGUUCUUUGAAUGAUGAUUGUCACCAGCUAAAAAACAACAAAGAUGUGGCAAACUCUUAUCUGCCAUUCUUCGAUAUUAACUCUCAUUAUAAAAUUCCUUAAAAUCUUCAUUUAUUUAUCACUUUUGGUCUCACAAUAGCACUCGAUUCACAUUUUGUCAUUUGCAUUACUGCUAUGAGAGUAUGAUUAUACAUCCUCUAUCUCUAACUGUUCAAUUCUAUUUCCUCUGCCAAUUCCUUUUACUUCAAUUAUUGGGCAGUGGAAAUGGUAAGACUGGACGAAUCAUAUUAGUUGUGACGUAUUGGACCACUUGUCUGAGUGCAGUUUCAUAUUGCUAAUCAAGUGGACCAAAGUACUUUCUUUUCGACAUAAUAAUUUAUUUAUUGAUAUUACCAACGGUUGAUGGCCUUCUUGCUAAAAUAAUUCUCAAUGAUAGGGGUUAUGUAUUCUUCUCUCUGUCUCCCAUACCCACGAGGCGCAAUUGGAAAGUGUGAACUUACGGAGUAUUAGAUAAGGGCAAGGAUUUAAUGUUGAUGUAAUGUGUGAGUUCCUGGAGAUCGCAACUCAAAAACCAAUCGAUGUUCCGUUUAUUGAGUUUAUACCUUUUGAUGGCAAUGUUUGGAAUGUGAAAGAAGCUUGUCUCUACAAAGAGAUGACUGACAUAGUGCUAAAUGCUUUACUGAGCUUCAUAGAACUUUGGACCACCAUAUAGAGACGCUUAAGAAUUUCAAGAUAGAUGGGCAUCAUGGCACUGUUCCUUCAUAACUUCAAUGACGGAGCACUCAUGUGCAACUUGCAACACGCUGAGGCUUUUGCGAAUUGCGGAUUAUAAGAGGGAGGAAUACCAUUUGGCCCCAGAAGGAGUGAACAUUCAGACUGAUGUUGUUCUGCUAAUUGGGAUAUGAAUAUUGGCAUUCAUCCAUAAGGGAGGUUUCAUGAAGUUAGAGGCUUUUGUAGGAUAAAACAAAUUCAGGAAGCUAAAGUUUGGCUUUUGAUCCCAAACAAAUUCAGGAAGCUAAAAUAGAGCUGAGCACUUGGAUUUUAUGACGAUUUAUGGCUAAAUGAUCCUAAACCUCUUCUUGAGUUAUAUUACUUAUAUAUACAUUGUCAAAUCACUUCCCUAAUGAAAUUUUAUGUUGUACAUUGUUGUAUAUUGACACAAGUAUACUUCCAUAUUUUUGAAAUACAAAUUACAUUUACGCAUUACUUUAAUAGAAAAAUGCAAAACUAAGCAAGCAUGGGAAGGCAUGCAACGAGAAUGUGAAAAGAACGCUAUAGCUUCGUUACUGCCACGCUUCCUAAAAAGAGUAGCAUGCAUCGGAUACGUAUUGCUUGUUUCAUCGGAAAAGAACACUAAAGUUUUUUUUUUUUGAAGAUAGACUUAAAGUUUUAUCUUAAUAUGUCAAACUGUAAGCAGGCAUAGCCCAAAUCUUUACCGGUAGAUCCGUCUUUGCCUUAUACUAAAAAAGAUUAAUCUAAACAACAAGAAGCAAGAUACACUAAUAGUGAGAAAAAUAAGAUAAUAAAAGUAAGAAAGAAGCCUUACAUAUCCUCUAAAACUACAAAGAGUGUAUAAAACAGUAUAUAAUAGCUUUUCGAUAUUGGGAUUUAAUACCACAAGAUGUGCUUCACAUGAGAUUUUGAAACAACUUAGGGUGACAUUGAUUUUCAGGUAUGUUGAUGGUAUUGGUCCACCUCACCCGGGCCACCUGUGUGUUGUCUUUGGUCCACCUCAUUUAUUAAGUUGGUCUCCUAUUAAUUGUCCUGGCCCAAUUGGGCUGUCUACCCGACCAACCCCACUCCCCUUUGUUUGUUCUAUUCCCAGCCCAUGCCCCUGUGGCCCUAUGUUAUAUUGUCCGGUUCUUUCUCGGAUCUCCUAUUUGACUCGUCCCCUUCAUCUCUCUUUCGAUGAAGCAAACGUUUGGUUUCCCUAGACCUAGAGUGAGAGAGAGAGACAGUUCCCUGAGAGUUUUAGCUCUGGCUAUACUCCGGUGAUACUUUAGGGUUCCCUUGGGGGUCUUCACUCUAGUCCGGUAGUGUGGCGAGUUGUUUACUCCUCCGACGGGGCUUCUGGUAUGGGGUCUGGGUUCUGAGUGUGAGGGUUUGUUGGCUGUCGCCCUUCGUCUUCCCUGGUUGUAACUCUGGUGGUGAGUGUGAGCAAGCCUUUGGGCUUUGUGGUGACUGAGGUCUGAGCCGGUCCGGAUUUCCAACAGUGGUAUCAGAGCCUCGACGCUGCUGCCUCUCGCUGACGCCGGAAGCUCGCCGGACAACUCCCACACCGAAAACGACUGAAGCUCCAUCGAAGUUGGUAAGUCGGGUUGUCUUUGCUGGACACCCGCUCAUGUAUAACACUAAAACCCUAACCCUUGGGCUGCCAGAGUACCACCGGCUUCUGUGAUGAAUGGGUAGUUCUGAAACCCUAGGUUGAGGAACUUCCGGUUAGAAACCCUAGUUUUUUAACCGUUGCAUGUGUAGAUUCUGUCUAGACAGAUCUGCAGAAACCCUAGGUUUGUUGAACUAGUGCAUGAGUGGUCCAAUCUGUAUCGAACUUGGCCACUGGUUAUUUGUGAACUUGAUUGGCUUAUUAAAUUUAUUCUCUGUGUGUUGCGGUCUUUAAUUACUAGCCCCUGUGUGUUGUUACCUCAGAACCUGUCUCUGUAUUGUUGUAGCUUGCCUUAUUUCUGUUGUAUUAUUUGUGUUAUUUCUCUGCUCAGUGAGUCUGUCAAUUCCUGUGCUUGGUGUUGAGUUAUGGUAAUAGUGUGGCUUUCUAACCCCUAGUUGGCUAGGGCACCUGAGGUUAGGGCUAAGUGAUUCCAUGCCAGCCACUUUAGUGGCCCCGGAACUGCGUGGUCACUUAGUCCGGCAGCCCAAACCACUAGGGUUAGCCUUUAUAUUACCUGUAUCUCAGCAGCUUAGUGUAUUGACUGUUAUCAUGGCUUCAAACCAGUAUGGUAUGAUGCCUUUUAAUGGUAAGACUGAUUUUGAUAUUUGGAAACAGAAAAUAAAAUGUGUGUUAAUUCAACAGAAAGUAUAUAGAGCUGUUACUGGACAAUACUUAGAAACUGAGGAUAAACCUAAACAAGUUGAAAUGAAUGAAACAGCCUGCUCAACAAUAUAUUUAAACUUGUCUGACUCUGUCCUUAGAAAGGUUGGAGUCAUUCAGUCUGCUAAAGCCCUCUGGGAUAAACUUGAGUCUCUAUAUACUGAUACUUCCCUUCCUGGCAAACUGUUUUUGUUGGAAAAGUUUUUUAGGUUCAGACUUGACCUAACAAAAGAUAUUGAUGAAAACCUAGAUGUUUUUAAUAAACUAAUCCAAAACAUUAAGCAGGCUGGGGAUAAACAUAUAGAUGACUACACUGCCAUAGUCUUACUGAAUGCUAUACCUGAUUCCUAUAAUGAUGUUAAGUCAGCCAUUAAGUAUGGGAGGGAUGACAUAACCCUAGAUAUUGUUAUUAAUGGCCUGAGAAGUAAAGAACUCGACUUAAAACAUUCUAGGAGCCAUCAUAGGGAAUCUGGGGAAGCAUUGUUUGUUAGGGGAAGGUCUAAAAGCAGGUCUAGACACCCUAAAAAGGACAAUCGGGAUAAGAAUGGUAGACAACCUAGUAAGAAGAGGUUCAAGUCUAGGAAAAGAGUCUGCUAUAACUGUGGUAACCCAGGACAUUUCAUAAAAGAUUGCACCCAAACUAAGAGAAAUGACCAGGCUAAUGCUGUGACUAGUAAACUUGUAGAGGAAGAAGUCUUUAUGGUCUGUGAUCAAGCCAAUUCUGUACUUAGUAGUCUGACUGAAUCUGAAUGGUUAAAAGACUCUGGGUGUACCUACCAUAUGACCCCUUUUAGGAAUCUGUUCUCCUCCUCUAACUUAUGUGAAACUGGUUUUGUUUCCCUAGCUGAUAGUAAAAGGUGUAAGGUCCUUGGUAUUGGUGACAUCUGUCUAAAAUUUGAAAAUGGAACUGUUUUUCAAAUAAAAAAUGUUAGGCAUGUACCUGAUUUAAGGCAUAACCUACUUUCAGUCUCUGCUUUUGAAGAAUGUGGUCUUGAGGGUAAAUGGGGAAAUGGGUGUAUGAAAAUUCUGAAAAACUCCCUUGUUUUGUUUAAAGCUUUGAAACAAAAUAACCUUUAUGUUGUGCAUGCCAAACCUUUUUCUGAAAAUGCUAAUGUUGUACUUAGUGACAAGUCUGUGCUUUGGCACCAAAGACUAGGUCACAUGAGUAAUAGAGGAUUAAACAUUUUGAAACAAAAUGGGUGUUUUGGUAAUGACUUGGUGUCACCUAUACCUUUCUGUGAAUGUUGUGUCUUAGGUAAACAACAUAGGGUUCAGUUUCUUGGUUCUAGCUAUCCUAGUGAGCCUAAGUCCAAAGCUGUCCUUGACUACAUACAUGCUGAUGUGUGGGGUCCCUCCAGUGUCCCUACCCAUGGGAGUAGGAGGUAUUUCCUGUCCAUAAUUGAUGAUUUUUCUAGAAAAGUUUGGGUUUGUCUGUUAGAAAAUAAGUCUGACGUGUAUGAUAGAUUUAAAGAGUGGAAAAUAAUGGUAGAAAAUCAAACUAGAUGUAAGGUUAAAACCCUUAGAACUGACAAUGGACUAAAAUUCUGCAAUAAGGAUAUGGAUAGGAUGUGUACUGAGUGUGGGAUUAUGAGACACAAAAUUGUGCCCUAUACUCCCCAACAGAAUGGGUUGGCUGAAAGAAUGAAUAGGACCCUCCUAGACAAGGUUAGGAGUAUGUUAGCCACUUCUGGUCUCCCUAAGAAGUUUUGGGGAGAGGCUGUGAACACUGCAGCCUACCUGAUAAACAGACCCCCCUUUGUACCUUUAUAAGGUAAGUGUCCUGAGUCAGUCUUCUCUAAGACACCCCUUGACUUAUCAAACUUAAAAGUGUUUGGAUGUGUUGCCUAUGUACACCAACAGACUGACAAACUUGACCCUAGGUCUAAGAAAUGCAUUUUCUUAGGUUAUCCUGAAGGUGUUAAAGUAUAUAGAGUUUGGGAUAGGAAUCAGACUGGUUUUAAAGUCAUAAUAAUUAGUAGAAAUGUUGUUUUCAAUGAAACUGAUUUUCCCUGCUUAGUUAAAACUGUGACUGAUCCUGAAAGUGAACCUAAAGACACCCCUCCAAGUGAGGUGGAGCGUGUCCAAACUGCUACUACACCUCUGUUCAAUGAAUUUGAACAUUCUGAUAAUCUGGUAAUAGUAAUGAAGGUUUGCAUGAUGUGAUUGUUCAAUCUGCUUUUGCUGAUAAUGAUGAACUUGGUGAAAUCCAAGUUGAGAAUGACAGUCUAGAUGAUUAUGUGUUAGCCAGAGAUAGGACUAGAAGAAACAUAAAGAAGAUUUCUGAUAGCAUGACUGACUAUGCUUUUCACCUCUAUGAUACUUCUUUAUUUGCAUUCUCUGUUUUUGAAACUCUUGAGUUGAAUGAGCCUAAAACCUACCAGGAAGCCCUUGCCUCUAGAGAAUCAAAAAAUUGGCUAAGUGUUAUGCAAAGUGAAAUAGAUUCUCUUAAGUUGAAUAAAACCUGGACCCUAGUUUCUAGGACUCCUAAUUGUUCUGUUGUUGAGUGCAAAUGGCUUUUCAAAGUUAAAGAAGAACCUAAUAACAUUAGGUUUAAGGCUAGGUUAGUGGCUAAAGGUUUCACUCAAAAGGAAGGGGUAGACUAUGCUGAAGUUUUUGCUCCCGUAGUAAAAUUCACCACAAUUAGGAUGAUGCUUGCCCUAGUUGCCCAUAAUGACUGGGAGAUGAAGUAGAUGGAUGUUACCACUGCUUUCCUGCAUGGUGAAUUAGAUAAACAGAUUUUAAUGACCCAACCUGAGGGUUUUGUUGACCCUAAGUACCCUAGACAUGUCUGUCUACUUAGGAAGGCCCCCUAUGGCCUGAAACAGUCUCCCAGACAGUGGAAUAUAAAGUUUGACCAGUGUAUGUCUUCCCUGAGUUUCAAAAGGUCUGAUUCUGACCCUUGUUUGUAUUUUAAGAAUACUGCCUCUGUACCUAUUUUCUUGUUGAUCUAUGUUGAUGACAUGCUUAUCAUUAGCCCCUCUGUGAAUGCUAUUAAGAUUGUUCAAAAGUGCCUUUGUGAAAACUUUGUUAUGAAAGACCUUGGAGAUGCUAAGAGAAUCCUAGGGAUUAAUAUACUUAGGGAUAGGAGUAGGUGUACCCUUACCCUGAACCAAACCUCCUAUUUAGAAAAGGUCUUGAAAAAGUUCAAUCUUGACUCUACCCAGCCUGUGAAUGUUCCUUUAGCACCCCAUUUUGUGCUAAGCAAGGACCAGUCCCCAAGGACUGCUCGUGAGAUAGAUAGGAUGAAUGUUGUACCUUAUUCCAGUGUUACAGGGUCAGUAAUGUAUCUCAUUGUAAGCACAAGGCCUGAUAUAGCUUAUGUUGUUAGCUGCUUAAGUAGAUAUAUGGCAAACCCUGGUAUGUCUCACUGGACUGCCCUUAAAUGGCUCCUUAGAUACCUUAGGGGUACAUCUUCUCAUGUUCUUGUGUUUUCUAAAACUGAAAUUGGCAUUUUACUUACUGGCUAUGUUGACUCCAAUUAUGCAAAUGAUAGAGACAAUAGAAAGUCUACCACUUCCUAUGUUUUUACUCUUUGUGGUUCCUGCAUAAGUUGGAAAUCCCAACUAUAACCUAUUGUUGCACUGUCCACUAAUGAAUCUGAAUACGUGACAGCCACUGAAGCCUUUAAAGAGGCUAUUUGGCUUAAACGUAUGCUAACUGAAAUUGGUUCUCUUAAGCAGGUUGUGACAGACUACUCUGAUAGCCAGUCUGCUAUCCAAUUGUGCAAAAAUCUUGUAUUCCAUGACAGGACAAAGCACAUUGAUGUCAGGUUUCAUUUUAUAAGGAAUAUUGUGGAUACAGGUUGGAUAAAGCUGUCCAAGAUACCUUCCGAAUUUAACCCUGCUGAUAUGGGGACUAAAUGUCUCACUUUUGAAAAACUGUUGUCUUGUAAACGUAUUCUUAAUUUAGAUUGUGGCUAGAUAAGAACUGGAAAACAAGAAAAACCGGUGAUGAUGAUUCUCCCUUUCACGUUGUGCUCUACACCACCGAGGGGACCAAUAAGGUGGAGAUUGUUGAUGAUAUUGGUCCACCUCACCCGGGCCACCUAUGUGUUGUCUUUGGUCCACCUCAUUUAUUAAGUUGGUCUCCUAUUAAUUGUCCUGGCCCAAUUGGGCUGUCUACCCGACCAAGCCCACUCCCCUUUGUUUGUUCUAUUCCCAGCCCAUUCCCCUGUGGCCCUAUGUUAUAUUAUCUGGUUCUUUCUCGAAUCUCCUAUUUGACUCGUCCCUUUCAUCUCUCUUUCGAUGAAGCAAACGGUUGGUUUCCCUAGACCUAGAUUGAGAGAGAGACAGUUCCCUGAGAGUUUUAGCUCCGGCUGUACUCCGGUGAUACUUUGGGGUUCCCUUGGGGGUCUUCACUCUAGUCUGGUAGUGUGGUGAGUUGUUUACUCCUCCUGUGGGGCUUCUGGGCUGGGGUCUGGUUCUGAGUGUGAGGGUUUGUUGGCUGUCGCCCUUCGUCUUCCCUGGUUGUAACUCUGGUGGUGAGUGUGAGCAAGCCUUUGGGCUUUGUGGUGAUUGAGGUCUGAGUCGGUCCAGAUUUCCAACAAGGUGUAUAUGAAAUUAAAUUACCUUCUUAAAUGCAUAUCAAAACAAAUGAAAUCUUACAUCGGAGAAGAUGAAGGGGUCGAGGGGAUGAAGAAGGCGACAAAGAUUGAUGGCGAUCCUAUGUGGACGAACUGGGUCCUCAGACCUCAGCGGCUAACCUAACUAACCCCAUGGAGUGGUCCAAAUGUGUGGAAAAAAACUCAAAAAGAGAGAAGCGGUAGAGGAUUGACCUGGGUGGAGUGGGCGAGGCUUUACUAACGGGAUGGUAGAUGAUAACGUUUAUUAACGACAAAAGGAAGUUUUUUUUUGGAAGAACAACAAAAGGAAGUUGUUAAGGCAGAACCACUACGAGUAUAUUUUCUUUCUUGGUUGAUGAAUAAAACUAUUAUAAUAAAGUUGUUGUGUAACAAAAAAAUAAAAUCAACGGGAUGAACCGUUGCUCAGAUAAUCAACGAUAAAAAUACCGUUGCCUAGAGCCAAAAGGUUAAAACCAAUUUUAUUCACAGAUAAUAAGAAUGAACCCUGGUGAGGGGUAUAAACAGCUUUCUACAAGAAACCCUAAUCAACCCCAAAUUAAUUAAAUUCUAAUUAGGCCCAUACUAACUCUACUAAGUACUCUACUAAGAAAAGGCCCAAACUAAAACAUAACAUUAACUUAAUAAUAAUAAAUAAACUAUAAAGACAGCCCGUCACCGGCCCACGAAAGUGGGCCCAAGCCCGAUCCCGCCCCAUGCUCUUCCCGAUACCUAUCAAUCCAUCCUCCUUCAAAUUAACCUUGUCCUCAAGGUUAAAAUCUCGCGGAUCGGGGACUGAAUUUUCCAGCCAUAGAAUAGAGCGGAAAAUAUCCUUCAUCUCUUUCCUGGCAUGUUAUUUCACAAUACUCAUGUUGUUGGGGGUCUAACUCUUCAUCCUCCUCAGCUAUCAUUACCCGCAACUGCUUAAAGGGACAGUCAUGCUCCGGUGUAAAUGAUUUCUUACACCUAAAGCAUAAUCCUUUCGUCCUCAAUUCUGCUAACUCCUUUGGCGCAAGACAAGUGAACUGAGAGUGUGUCGUAGGCUGGCCGAACAGCCCUGACUUCGUCCCCGGAGGCUGUCCAAUGUCUUUAGGAUAACUGCCAUUUGAUCCUCUUAAGCCGCCACCACUUAUGGCCGUGUUGUUACUACCACUUGGGCGCGAAAAACUGCUCGAACACAAGCCCGUGUUGUAGGGUUGACUUUCCCAGUCUCCAUCUUGAAAGGACAAAUUGUCCUCAAAAUCUCUGGCCAAAUCCAUUGCAAUCUCCAGGCUGUUUGGUUGCACCAAUCGUAAGGAUCUCUGAAUCGGUCCCUUCAGCCCGUUCAUGAAAUACCCCAAAUAAUGACCAUCGGACAACCCAGGAACCUGACUGGCCAACUGCACAAAAAGGCUAUUGUAUUCUUCUGUGGUUCCCAACUCUUUGGCCCCGGACACCCGUUCAAAUUGGUUGCCCUUGAACCGUGAAUCAAAACGGGCCACCAGUGCAUCUGCGAAUUCCUCCAAAGUCAGGCCCGGUUUCCGUGCCUUCAACCAGGUCAACCAGUACAGGGCAGUCCCUUCCAUGGCUACCGUACUUGCUGCCACUUUGCUUCCAGGUAGGGUUUGAUGAAUUUCAAACUAUUGCUCAGCUCUGGCCACCCAUCCGAUAGGAUCUUCGCCGUCAAACGAGGGCACCAAGGUGGUCGUUAUGCUGCGCGACCCACUGCCGACCAUGUGCGCUGAUGCGGCAUCGCCGACUGACGCCGACUCUUUUUCCGGCGGUGUCAUGGCCCUUGCGAGUGCAUCGAGUGACGCUGCAAUCUCUGUCAACUGGAUCGGCUGCGCAUCCAGCUUCCGUCCGUGUGCGUCGAGCUUCUCAUUCAUUAAGGCUUGCUCAGCUUCUACCUCUGUUGUACGAUCAGUGUUUGAUCUCGUCAUUCUGGCGGAAUGAGAUCCGGCAGGUCGGGCCAAUUGUUGUGUAACAGAAAAAUAAAAUCAACGGGGUGAACCGUUGCCCAGAUAAUCAACGAUAAAAAUACUGUUGCCCAGAGCCAAAAGGCUAAAACCAAUUUAUUCCCAGAUAAUAAGAAUGAACUCUGGCGAGGGGUAUAAAUAGUCUUCUACAAGAAACCCUAAUCAAGCCCAAAUUAAUUAAAUCCUAAUUAGACCCAUACUAACUCUACUAAGUACUCUACUAAUGAAAGGUUCAAACCAAAACAUAACAUUAACUUAAUAAUAAUAAAUAAACUAUAAAGACAGCUCGUAACCGGCCCACAGAAGUGGGCCCAAGCCCGGUCCCGCCCCAUGCCCUUCGCGCUACCUAUAUGAUAAAUUACCAAUACCGAUAAUUGGGCCUCAUUUGACCAACCAGUCAACCUUAUGCCCUUUCCAUGGUCCAAAUAGAAUAGCCACCACCAUAUACAUGUUAUCUAGACCAAGAUGAAUAUAAUAUGUGGUCCCGGAAAUAUAUGGUGGUUCACGCUCCUGAUGUGGGCCCCACGUGCAAUUCACUAUUCACGCAAAAGUAGUAAAAAAAAAUACAACCUCGUAAAUUCAUUAACCAUUUCAUAAGGUUCGAUACAUUAUUUAUACAAAAUUAAAUAUACUUGGGGACAGUGUUACAUUUGAUCAGGCACAUACUGAGAAAUCAAGUAAGGAAUCGAUGUUGACCCCUUCCCCGAUUUUCGAUUGAAGGUGCGAUCAGCCGAAAACAUAAAAGAACGCACUCCAUGCUAGGUUAUAUAGAUAUAAAAAAUUAGUGUCUUAAGCACACUCCGAAGGCUAGUUGGUAGAGCAGGUAGCCCCUCUUAGAAGAGUGUAAAAAUACCCUAUUCUGACAUAGGUAUCCAGAUUCUACCGACAAUGAUCAUUGGAGAACAAAACUCAAAAGAUGGGAAGUUUUUUUAAAAAUAGAUUGAUACCAUAGUACCAGUAUCGUUGUGUCAAUAUGAUACUGAGCUUGUUUUUGUGUGGAGGUUAGAUGAUUUCAACACCACAGUACUAGCACAGUUGAUGAUUCCAAUUCUCGGGUUCUCGAUCACCCAAAACUAUAUCAUUACCCAAACCAUGACGUAUUAUGCCUGGAAAAAAGAAGGGAGACAUACCAAGAUCCCCGAUUGAGCCCCAUUCUUGUUACAUUUGAAUAUACACCGGAUCAUCGUAUAUAUUGAAAUAUGAAACAUGAUGAGUAAAAAAUUGGGGUGAUUGAACUUAAAUUGUCACGCCCUGUACCUUCCGGCAACGUCAACAACCACCAUAUAACCCGUUAAGGGCAACCACAGUCCACCCUUGCCGAAAUAUACAAGACGUCGGGUAUAUCAUACACACUAAGUAUCCCAUAACAAUUAAAUAAGCUAAAACAAUUUCAUCAUUAUACAACGGAAAAUAAUAAUUAAAAUAGUAAUUAGCCACGGAGGGCAUAAUGCAGGCACGCAGGCCAAAUACAUGAGUAAAAUAAAAAUAUUAUUUAGCCAUGAGCAUUUUAAGUGAAGUUUAAAACGGAGAGGGGGAGCACGAAUCAAGUCUUCUCCUAAGCGCACUCUCUGCAAGAGUGGCAGCAACCCUGUGACAGUGUGAUGAUCCAUUGGAUUCCGGGCAGGCACUUAGCAGGGGAGGAUUCUGGGAUAUGAUUGAGAUUGAAUUGGUUUAUGUGCACAACGAGGACGUUGUGAUCCUAGGGGGGGGGGGUGAUUGUAAAAUUUGAGAUUAAUUUAAAAGAAUUAAUAGUACUACUCAUACCAACAAUGUCCAUCUCCUUUUAAGGGAGCUCAUGACCUACAACCCCAAGUAAAGCGUGUUUGCACAUGAGUAGUCUCGGGAUGGGUGACCCCCCUGGGAAGUUUCUCAAGGUGCACACGAGUGAAGACAAAGUGCGCGUUAAAGGUUUGUGGAUGUUUAUGGGGACACCACUAGAGGUCUGGAAGAUUAUUCUUGAGUAACUACCUCAGGUCCUACUAGGCGUGGUGUUACAUAUAUCAUCUUACCUUCUCCCUUUCGCACCUUUGGUGAAAGAAGAUAUGUUGGAUAACAUAUUCUAAGGGAACCCAAGGAGAAUAUAGGUGGUAGAUGCAGGGCAGAUUGAACAUAGGCUAUCGAUUCUACUAGAUCCUAAUGUUUUAGAGCUUAUUCGAUGGGUAUCCUUUUACGAUAUUUGCUUUGCUAAAUCGCGUUAUCACAUGAAUAUAGCGAUCGAAGGGCGAUGGCUUGAUUGCAUCCCAAGGAACAAGUUUUCUUUACCCAGCUUCCUUUUUUAUAACAAGGCACAAAUCCCUGACCCCUGGAUGCACCAACAAUUGACAUAGGGGAUUGGUUGCCUAGGUUUCUCAGUCUGGUAUCAUGCACUUUGCAUUCAUGAUAUUUACAUUCCAUUGAACUCGCACAUCGUCCGUACGACUGAUUGAAGGAAAGAAUACUAUUGGACACGUGGACCGUGUAAGAGAAAUAACAAUUCUAUACUAUCAAACUCCCCCUACUUAGUCUAUUGAUUGUCCUCGAGUAAAAGUCAACAUAAGAGCUCACAAUAAUCCAUUGAAUAGAUAAAUUCAAAGGAAUGAAAUGUUCAGUUUGUUCAUCCACCCUCAAAGUACAGAAAAAAGAGGGUCUUCAUGGUCUUCAAGAACAAAUGUUCUUUUCAUUGAUUUUAUCCCAAAAACUCCCAAGUAAAACGAGUUCCUGUAUAACCUCAGAUAAAAUUUCCUCUGAUUCUCUCAUUCUACCUAGGAGCCUUUUCAGGGUUUCAUCCUAACCUCUCUUUUUAUUUUCCAUUUUCUCCCAACUCACUCAUUUUAGCCACUCUUGUUUAGAUUGCCCAAUAUUUGGGUUUUCAACCUAACUAGCAUUUUUUCUUUUAUUUAUUUAUUCUUUUUGUUUGUUUUUUUUUGUGUGAAGAAAAUAAUGCAAGUUACAAUGUAGAAAAUGAAUGAAUACAUACCAAAUGAGUGACUCCCUCUACUUAGUCCGAGCACUGUCCCUAGUGCUCCCCGCCACCAUCAUCGCCUUGGUAGCCAUGAAUUCUUUGUUCUUGAGAAUUGAGAAUUUUGGGGCUGUUUUUUUUUUGGGGGGGGGGGGGGGGUUGGGGAUUUGGGGAGGGUAAUUGGGUUUUGAUGGUAUGGGAUUGAUGAGGGAGAUGAGGAAUUUUUUAUGGGUUUAAUUUGGGAGUUUUUGGUGAUGGAUUGGGAUGAUUUGGAAGAGGAAAUUUCGUGGCUAUAUAUCAUAUGGAGGACCCCUAGGCUUGUUCUACAUGUUUAGAAGUGUAGAAUGAGGGGUUGGAAGGUGGUUCUAAGUCCAAGAACGGACUUAGAAGCCAAAAUUACAGGUUCGACGGAAAAUAACCUUUUAGAGGUUAUUUGUGUUGAUAUGGGCUUUGUGAUGUUAAAACCUUGUUAGGAGCUUGACUAAGGUGUUCCUAUUACUUCCACAAAGUCAGAAAGAGUCAGCGGAGUUAUCGCCGGAGUUCAUCAAAGUUAGUCGGAGUUUCGUCGGAGUUUCGUCUGAGUUUCAUCGGAGUUUCGUCGGAGUUCAACCGAGAAGGGUAGAAAUUCUUAAAGCUCAUUUGAGGUGAGUGGAUGGCUUAAUGUUUUGUAACUUUUGGGUUAAGCUUGAGAUUACCUAAGUAAAUGUUAUAUGUGUUCAUAAUGGUGUUUAAAAGAGAUUAAACAUGUGAUUAGACAACGUGAUUAGGCUUAUAUGAAAUGAAUUAUUGAGAUAUGCAUGAAAUAUGGUAUGAAAAUGUUUAUAAAAACAUGUGUGAUGUUUAGAAGAAUAAAAGAGGCAUAAAAUGGUUGUUUAUAACUUAAUACACGUUGUGAUUAAGUUUGACACGAAUUGGAUUUGAAAUGCCUGGUCAACGAGGAGUUGACCGGUUGCCCAGGGGGCAACCGGCGCCGGUUAUAUGUAAAACCGGCGCCGGUUUCGGUACGGGGUGCCCGAUUAAGUAAUAUUAGUUAUGAAGCGGCGCCGUUCAGGUCUGAACCGACACCAGUUUGGCCUUAUUUUACCUAUAUGUUGAUUUUCAAUGUGUGAAUUGCAUGGAUGAUUUUUUGCUUAGGCCUUAAGAUUUGGUUUAGUCUUGAUUAUUGAUUAUGAUAUAGAUCCUAUCUAGUAUGAUAUGUGGUAGAUCAUAGGUCGGGUGGAGUACCCAGGGAUCGGGCGUGUAUCCUCAAAACUCGGUUAUAACGGGUGGAGUACCCAAGGAUCAGGCAUGUAUCCUCAAAACUCAUAGAUACAGUUUAGUAGUUCAGGAUCGGGCGGUGUCCUUAUGAUAUUUGAUGUGGACGAGGAGUCUUAUACACUCAUAAGUCUAUGGGUGGGUUGGGAUUUUUAAGUCAAGAACAUUGACUACUACUAUUUUCCCAAAUAAACAAUGACCUACGCGUCAGGUAUUUCCAAGUGUAUAUAAGUACUGAUAUGUAUUUUAUAACUUGGGGAAAAGGAGUAUAAGUAUAUGUAUCACCCUAUGUUUGGGUAUUAUAUUUUAAACGUUAGUUAUUCUACAUUUAGCUUGUUACUCGCUCGUUAUUCGCGUACUGACCCCUUCGGGGGCCCCGCCAUUUCAGGUUGAAGCUAGAGCUUGUUGUCUACACCUUUGCCUGGGUGGAAAAAAUCUAGAGGAAGAUGUGGUUCCUGCGUCCUUAACUAUUUCAAAUUGUAAAUUAUGCUCAUGGAAUACUUUAUAAAUGAUUACUUCGUUUUGGGCCCGCGAGCCUACGUUUUGCCAUAUGUGGCCUAUGAUUGACCAUUGAAUAUUUCCGUUAUUCAUUCAAUCUAUGAUGUGAUGUUGUUAUAUAUGCUUACUUACUGAGUAUGGUAUGAACAAUGUUCAUGAACGCCUUGUGUGAUUAAGUGAGGUUGACUUGCGAGUGACGUCACUCGAGCACACGGCAGUUGUACACGCGCUUAGAUGCGAUCUGGGGCGUGACAUCAUAAAUGUAAGACCAGUAAGUCAUAUACCAGGGAUUGAUGGGUUGUGAACUAGAGGAUCUUGUCAUUCUUCUAGAUGAUGGUUGUUGCGAUUGUGAACUAAAGAUUCUUCUUCUCUUUCUUGAACUUCUUGCAUUUGGAGUGGAAGCAUUGGGGACAGAUUUAGUGGUGCUUUGCACCACCUUAGUGUUGAUAGUAGAUUCUUGAUUCGCAGCUUGAUUAGCAUCACCAUGUGCACUUGUUGUGGAAGAUUUUUGUUUCCUCAACCUCAUUCUUCUCUGGCAUUGGGUUUCUCCUAUGAGGGAUGCCUUACAUCCUCAAACAUUAUGCCCCACCUGCUUACAAUUACCGCAACCAACUUGCUUCCCAACCCUAGAAACCUUAUAUGGAUUCCUUGUUUCUUCUGGAUCUUUAAUCCUCUUUUUCUUUGGUCUACCAGCUGGCUUUCUUGGAAAUGGUGACUUUAUGUCAGGGAAAUUAGUGCUUUCCCGCUCUUCUUUACUAAGGACAAGGUGGAUCAUAUGCUUACACACAACUAGGUAGGUAGAUUUUUGAAUAAUAUGAACUGAUAUAGUCCUCGGACUUUUCACUGUUAGCAUAAUAGCAAACACUCUGUGUUUGCAUGGGAUUCCAUUUAAAUCCCACAUUCUACAAGAGCAAGUUCUUUUAUUCAAGUUCACCACAUAACUUCUAUCAAAAUAUUCAACCUCGCAAAGAUUUUCACCGGUCGGUGUGCAAAAACAAUUCCUACUAUCGUACUCCAUUUUUUCUAUAAGGUCAUGUUUGUUAGGACAAAUAUCCCCCUUAUAUUUCAGCAUCCCAAUGUACUUGACAUGAAACAUCUUAAAUUAACCUUUAUCUAAUCCAUUGAAACAUGCUUAAGAUAGGCGAAUCUCUAGCUCUAAGGAUAUAAGAAUUGAAAGACUCACACAUGUUGUUUUGUAGAGCAUCAGAGUGUGUAUGUGGUGAGAAAUGAGCCAUACUCCAAGUCUUGGGGUCAUACUGCAUCAACCAAGUGUGGGCAGCCUCAUCAAAAAAUUUAAUGGCUUCCAUAUGUCUCCGCCCAGGACCUCAAACUCCCGAUGCUUGCAGCUAACCACAACUUAUUCUUGUACUUCCCACCCUUAAAACCUUCAUGUAGUUCUCAUACAUGUGUUUAAAGCAAUAUUUAUGCUCAUUUGAGAGAUUCGCAGCUUUAAAAGCCUCCACUAACCCCUGAAAUAAAUUUGGAAGUUCAAAGGUUCCUUUAGAUAUUUUAUGAAUUCAACAUGUGAGGUGAAUCUCAUGCCUUUGCACAAAUCAGGAUGUUUAGAUCCAUUGUCUGCAUUACUCAGGUAAAUUCCCCUCAUCAUUUGAAGAUCCAUUGUAGUUAUGUAGAUCUUCAUUGUAGGUAGCCUAUUCAUUGAACUCAUCCAACUCUUCCUGGUCAUUCACAAUUUCUUCAUUAACUUGUUCCACAUGCCCUUCUAACUGGAGUGCUUCAUCUUCACUAAUCACAUCCUAAAACACUUCAUCUUCACUCUUUUCUAAAUCUUCAUAUAACCAGCUGUCUUCACUAAGGUGGGAAACAAACUAUUGUUCAGAAAAAGUUUCACUCACACUCCUUGACCGUAGGUAUACUUCAUCUUCAUUGUUAGUGUGGAAUUAUGUUUGUAGAAAUGUAGGAAUUGCCUCUUCAGUCUGGGAAUUAAGUGGAGUGUGGG